AUGCAUUCACAUCACUCGCAUUCUGGCGAGUUUUGCAAGCAUGCUAAGUCGACGUUAGAUGAGGUUUUGGAACAGGCGUACAAACUGAAGUUUUCACACUUUCAUUUAUCUGAGCAUGUGCCACGGGCAAAGCCAGAAGAGUUGUACCCUGAAGAAAUUGAAGCAGGUCUUACUCCAGAUGGCUUGGUGUCUCAGUUUCAAGACUACCUGGCCAAAGCACGCGUCAAGCAACGCGAAUAUACCGAGAAAAGCCCAUCCAUGACUGUACUAGUUGGGUGUGAGACGGAGAAUAUUGUCUCACCGGAUACGCUUGAUUAUUUGGUCACUUUGCUCGGUCCUAGCAAUAGUAAAUCGCUACCUCCUUCUUAUGUCGGACUUGGUACCGUUGACUACAUUGUUGGUUCUGUGCAUCAUACCCAUGGUAUCCCUAUUGACUUUGAUAAGCCUACAUAUGAAAAGGCGGUAUCUUCCCGCGAUGGCGGGCGUGUGGCGCUGCUUCUCUCUUACCUUGAUGCCCAAUUUGAGGUCCUGCAACGACUUCGCCCAGAGGUUAUUGGCCACAUGGAUUUAUACCGCUUGUUUGAGCCCACGGAGACGUGGUACCCAGAUGUGGAUUCUGUGGAUGGCGCCUUAAUUCAUGAGAAGCUCCGCAGGAAUAUCGCGUUUGCAGCCAGUUAUGGCGCUUUGUUUGAAGCGAAUUCUGCGGCCUUUCGGAAAGGAUGGAACGGUGAAACGUACCCUGGCCGCGAUAUACUUUGUCUCAUUCUUCAGGCGCACGGGCGUAUAGCUCUAUCUGAUGACUCGCAUGGCGUUGCACAGGUUGGUUUAAAUUUCGCUAGACUACGGACGUAUUUAAUGGAGAUGGGUGUGACGACUGUGUGGUGUCUCACACGAGGGACCAGCAAGAACGAAUCUAUCGAGGAGGCACACCACUCCUUUGAGAAAGAAGAACAAGCUAGAUUGAUACGUGAAGUGUCUUCCGCACCCGGUGAUGGCGCCCCAGACCGAUUUCCUAGAGGUACGCGCGCUAUUCCUAUGCGCGAGUGGGCCUCGGAUCCAUUUUGGGACGCGUUGCCGGCUGGCUUACAAACGGCGGCUCCAUAG
Malassezia pachydermatis is the source of this 1104-nucleotide messenger RNA. RefSeq names its product histidinol phosphate phosphatase h. NCBI's taxonomy places the organism in Eukaryota, Fungi, Basidiomycota, Malasseziomycetes, Malasseziales, Malasseziaceae. The record is from RefSeq and is a predicted model, not a curated record. Gene Ontology annotation, biological process: L-histidine biosynthetic process. Gene Ontology annotation, cellular component: cytoplasm. The coding region runs from base 1 to 1104 and encodes 367 amino acids. The transcript has a single exon. Gene Ontology annotation, molecular function: histidinol-phosphatase activity.